CAGCAUUUUAAAACCACCCCCUCCCUUCAUCUUGCCUAAAUACUCUCCCCAGGGCCACACCAAGAAGAUGAAUUUCUUCAAAGUAGGGAAGUACUUUACUCUGGUGGAUAUGCCAGGAUACGGCUACCGUGCCCCGCAGGACUUUGUGGAGAUGGUGGAGGCCUAUCUGCAGGAACGGCACAGCUUGAAGAGGACUUUUCUGUUAGUUGACGGUGUAGUAGGACUCCAGAAAACAGAUCAUAUUGCAGUAGAGAUGCUGGAAGAGUUUGGGAUUCCUUACGUGAUGGUGUUAACGAAAAUUGACCGAGCUUCCAGGGGACUGUUGUUAAAGAACGUACUGGGGAUCCAGGAGUUUGUAAAGGAGAACACUCAGGGAUGCUUUCCUCAGCUAUUCCUGGUCAGUUCUCUCGAGUUUUCGGGGGUUCACUUGCUAAGGUGUUUUGUAGCCCACGUUACUGGAAACCUGCCUGCUGUAGAGGCAGCCGAAAACACUGGCUCCUGA
This is a messenger RNA of Antrostomus carolinensis (chuck-will's-widow), 502 nucleotides long. RefSeq names its product GTP binding protein 8 (gene GTPBP8). The annotation marks the transcript as partial. The transcript is spliced from 4 exons. Gene Ontology annotation, cellular component: mitochondrion. Gene Ontology annotation, molecular function: GTP binding; GTPase activity. Lineage: Eukaryota; Metazoa; Chordata; Aves; Caprimulgiformes; Caprimulgidae. The record is from RefSeq and is a predicted model, not a curated record.